Molecule: messenger RNA, 2595 nt
Organism: Drepanopeziza brunnea f. sp. 'multigermtubi' MB_m1
Lineage: Eukaryota; Fungi; Ascomycota; Leotiomycetes; Helotiales; Drepanopezizaceae
Biological process (GO): regulation of DNA-templated transcription; DNA-templated transcription
Cellular component (GO): nucleus
Molecular function (GO): DNA binding; zinc ion binding; DNA-binding transcription factor activity, RNA polymerase II-specific
Source: RefSeq, a predicted model, not a curated record
AUGUCAAAUCCGUUGCCGCCGGCAACAAGCGCGCCGAAUAAUUUGUCAUCACUUAUGAACAGCAGUCCGCUCGUGCAGGUGCAAUUUUCCGGUGGCAGUGGAGGAGGUGCUGGCGGUGCUGGGCAUGGAGGCCAGGCCAGUAAAGCGCUUGACGCGAUGCGCGCGUACCGCGCCUGUUUGCACUGCAGGAACCGGAAGAGCAAAUGCGAUUUGGAUCCAAACCAAGGGAGACCGCCCUGCCGGCGAUGUCAAAGGGAAAACAGAGAGUGUGUGCUAGGCGAGAGUCACCGAGGAGGACGCCGAGUCAGGAAGAAAGCGAAGACCGAGGAUGGGUCGGUAGAAGGAGAGGAGCCUCUCUCCUCCUCCUCCUCCUCCUUUGCUCCCCCGGGUGCGGGUGCAUCUUUCCAGUCUCCGAUCACAGAGCCCGUUCAAUACGGUCCCGGAUCCGGAUCCGGUCCGCUUCAGCCGCACCCAGGAGCCAAUCCUAUACAGUACAACCGUCCGGUGUGGCAGCCACCGCCGGCUGAUGGUGGCGAGACCAGUACUGCGAGUCAUUCUCAAUAUCCACCGAUUCCGAGUCCGUCUACAAUUCAACCACCAUAUCGUUCUCGGCUUGAGUCAACAACCAGCCUGGUUGGCAAAGCUCACGAGGGCAUCGCCUCAGCAGAUCUCCAAAAUCCAUCCGAUGCUCUCGAGAUUCUCGCGCAAGUCGCCGACAGAGCUGAGGAUUCGAACUCCCCGAGAAGUGAUGACCCUUCAGGACAGGCCAAGAGGAGACAGCCAGUUCCCCGGCCCGACCCACCCCAGCCCAUGAUCGAUACAUGGCAUUACCGGCCGAUUCAAGAAGGUUUGUUGAGUCCUGAGAUGGUAUACCAGCUGUUCCAAAGUUACGAGCAGUUCUUUCACCCAUUCUUCCCAAUAAUUCCAACAGAGACCUUCGAUAGAUCCAGGUUCCAGUGGCUGUCACGUUACGAGCCCCAUUUGUUCUCGGCCAUCUUGACUGUAGCAUCAAAGGAUGACGAACGAAUUCAUCAAGUCUGUUACGAUCACAUGCAGCUACUAAUCUCGAACAUCCUCGCUGGGGCUGAUGCUGACGUCGAAGCGGUCGAAUCCCUUCUUCUGCUUUCUCAAUGGGUGUCGCACCGCCCUCAAGUCGCAGCAACUGUCGGACGCGGCGAAGAAGAUCGGGUCGCCUGGAUGUACAUUGGGACAGCCCUCCGACUGGGCUAUUUCCUCGAAAUCGACCGGACAUCAUUCAAUAGCGACAAUCAGGAAGAUCCCGUCAUAUUCCAUCGGAAACGACUGGUCUGGGCUGCCUGCUAUAUUUGCGACCGUCAAGUCUCGGUUCGUGUUGGAAAGGGCUUCUGGGCUCGUGGGCCCGGUCCUUUGUCCGGGCUGAGAGCUAGCGACUUCCCAACUCUACGACCAACUUCCGAACACUACUUGGACUACGGCUCGCUUUUCCAGGCGAACCUGGAGUUGACACAGAUCUUUUCUAACGUGCAUGACAUUCUGUACUCUUCAAAAGGCCAUGCUUGGAAAGAGAUGUUGGAAGGCCGGUACGCCAAGUACUUGGACGACUUUCGCUUCAGCAUCCGAAAAUGGGACGAUACGUGGGGAAAUAUCCAUUGCCCUGUGUAUAUCAAGGCGAGCUUGCAACUGAAUUUUGAUUACUUACGCCUCUACGUCAACGCCUUUGCUUACCAAGCAACAAUUUCUCGCGCCCUGACCGACCAACGAGACAGCCAGCACAACCCUCACCGAGCAGUGCCGCUCAUCGACGCCACAGCUCCAGAUGCCCGCUUUAUUUACGAAGCCAUCGAUGCUGCCACCUCCCUCCUCAGCCGAUUCAAUAACGACGUUGAUCCGCAAACGCUCCGCCAUAUGCCUUCAUCUUAUUACCUGUUCAUCAUCUACAGCGCGGUUUUUCUCUACAAGGCCCGAUCAACAACUUCUAUGAAAGAGGACGAGCGCGAAGCCGUCCGCAUGACUAUCAAAGCCACAAUCACUCGCCUACAAGCCUCCUCUGUGGGGGCGAACCAGAUGGGCACGCGCUACGCGCGUCUCCUUGAACUGCUGUGGCGCAAAUCUCCCAAGAGGAGCGGCCCGGGCGCACUGCACAAACAAAGCCUCGAUAACAGGCUUGCGCACAGCAGCCUCCUGCCGGCGGCCCAGAAAUUCGAGACGGACAACUUCGACCCAAGCCUCCACAGCGCCUCCUACCACCACCACCUCAACAACAACCCCGCGACCCAGAACGAAGUCGACCAGCAGCAGCAGCAGCAGCAGCAGUACCUGGAACCGGGCCAGUACUCGGAUACGACCACCAUGGGCGGCAUGGACAACAGCAGCGGCAGCGGGGCGACGUUCAGCUGGCUAGACCUGAACUCGACGUUCAACUUCGCGCUGCAGAACGGUACCGGGGGUGGCGGGAGCACCAGCGGCGGCGAAGAAGGCGGCGGAGGCGGCGGCAGCGGCGGCGGCGGAGCCUUGGGACCCGGCGAGGACGGGAUGGGCGGUGGUUUCGGACAGGGUGGGGGGUUCAUGGACACGAGCUUCCUGGGUGUCCCGGACGGGACGCAGUUCCAGUUCUAG